Micropterus dolomieu (smallmouth bass) is the source of this 1202-nucleotide messenger RNA. RefSeq names its product solute carrier family 35 member D1a (gene slc35d1a). Gene Ontology annotation, cellular component: Golgi apparatus. Lineage: Eukaryota; Metazoa; Chordata; Actinopteri; Centrarchiformes; Centrarchidae. The transcript has 13 exons. Bases 124 to 1188 code for a protein of 354 amino acids. Gene Ontology annotation, molecular function: antiporter activity; GDP-fucose transmembrane transporter activity. The record is from RefSeq and is a predicted model, not a curated record.
CGUCUACGUCCUCGUGUUGUGUGCGUGUUUGCGUGCGUGUGCGUGUGUGUAGCGGGGGAUGAGCCUGUGAAGUGAUGGCAGGGAGAGAGCUGACACUCACAGAGGAAUGAGAAGUUGUUGGGGAUGGCGGACAAACCUCUGACAGUGUUUGUGAAGCUGUUUGCCGCAGGCUUUUACGGCGUGAGCUCGUUUCUCAUCGUCGUGGUGAACAAAAGUGUCCUCACAAACUACAGGUUCCCUUCUUCAAUAUGUGUCGGAAUUGGACAAAUGUUGGCCACAGUGGUUGUGCUGUGGGUGGGCAAGGCUGCGAGGGUGAUCAGCUUCCCAGACUGUGAUGAGAGUAUACCUCGCAAGGCGUUUCCUCUACCUCUCCUUUAUGUGGGAAAUCAAGUCACUGGUCUGUUUGGAACCAAAAGGCUAAAUCUGCCGAUGUUUACUGUCCUCAGGAGGUUUUCCAUCUUAUUCACAAUGCUGGCUGAAGGAUUACUGCUCAAGAAGAAAUUCUCCAGGCCAGUCCAGCUGACAGUAUUUACAAUGAUCCUUGGGGCGUUUAUAGCUGCAAGCGCCGACUUGUCCUUCGACCUGCAAGGCUACGUGUUCAUUCUCCUGAACGACGUGCUGACUGCAGCCAACGGAGCCUAUGUGAAACAAAAAUUGGAUGCGAAGGAGCUGGGGAAGUAUGGAUUGUUGUAUUAUAAUGCUUUAUUUAUGAUAAUUCCUACUCUACUGUUUGCUCAUGUGACUGGAGAUGUGCAGAAGGCAGUGGAAUAUGAAGGCUGGUCAGAUGCAUUUUUCCUCACCCAGUUCAUCCUCUCUUGCAUCAUGGGGUUUGUUCUGAUGUAUUCCACUGUGCUUUGUACACAAUACAACUCUGCAUUAACAACUACGAUAGUGGGCUGCAUCAAGAAUGUCCUGGUGACCUACAUUGGGAUGGUGUUCAGUGGAGACUACAUUUUCUCUUGGACAAACUUCAUAGGUUUGAAUAUCAGUAUUGCAGGCAGCCUGGUGUACUCCUACAUCACUCUAACAGAAGAUCAGUCCAACAAAGCAAGUGAAGGCACCAAGCUGGAUCUCAAGGGCAAGACUAAUAUUCAUUCUGUAGGUGGAGCGACUUGUGAAUCGUUGAAGGUGAUCUCAUCUCAAUCACAGCAACCAUGGAUUUGUAGCAUUGAUGUAUUUUUUCAUUAAAACUGUUGACAUAA